Lactuca sativa (garden lettuce) is the source of this 525-nucleotide messenger RNA. Lineage: Eukaryota; Viridiplantae; Streptophyta; Magnoliopsida; Asterales; Asteraceae. The record is from RefSeq and is a predicted model, not a curated record.
AUGGAGAACAAAGGCAAAAGAGAACGAGACAGGUUUCUCAAAAAAUUUGGGAUUUUGCUUUUUCCCCUUUCUACUACCGAGUACAACAAGGGAACCAAAGCCGUUGCAGACAUAGUUAUAAAUCACAGAACAGGGGAAAAGCAAGAUGGAAGCAGGAAAUACUAUAUCUUCGAGGACGACGACUAUUCCGUUGGCAAUGGAAAUAUCGACACAGGAGAUCCCAUUACAGGUUCCCCAGGCAUCGAUCACGUAAUCACUAUAGUCCAAAAGGAGUUAUCUGAUUGGAUGAACUGGCUCAAGAUUGAAAUAGGGUUUGAUGGGUGGCAAUUUGAUUACGUAAAAGGGUAUUCCUCGAGUUUCACCAAGAUCUACAUGACCAACACCUCUCCCGAUUUUGCAGUUGGAGAGCAAUGGAGCUCUUUAGCUCAUGGGCAAGAUGAAAAACCAGAUUACAAUCAAGAUAACCAUAGAAAUGAACUGAUGAAGUGGGUGGAAGAAAGGGGGUUUUCGGCGGGGAUGAGCUAG